Apaloderma vittatum (bar-tailed trogon) is the source of this 1385-nucleotide messenger RNA. RefSeq names its product cysteine conjugate-beta lyase, cytoplasmic (gene KYAT1). Gene Ontology annotation, biological process: biosynthetic process. Gene Ontology annotation, molecular function: pyridoxal phosphate binding; L-kynurenine:2-oxoglutarate transaminase activity. Bases 18 to 1385 code for a protein of 455 amino acids. The record is from RefSeq and is a predicted model, not a curated record. Lineage: Eukaryota; Metazoa; Chordata; Aves; Trogoniformes; Trogonidae. The transcript has 13 exons. Gene Ontology annotation, cellular component: mitochondrion; cytoplasm.
ACAGGAGGAGCAGUGGCAUGCUUAGGAGAGUCGGACUAUCUCUACGUCACUUCUUGCUGGAGAGGAAGAGCAGCGCUGGAUAUAGCUCGUAUUCCAGUGAGGCAAAAAUGUCAAGGCCACUGCAAGCUCGGAGGCUUGAAGGAAUAGAUGAGAAUAUCUGGGUGGAGUUUGUAAAACUGGCUUCCACCUACUCCACGGUGAACUUGGGCCAGGGCUUCCCUGACUUCCCCCCACCAGACUUUCUGAAGGAGGCAUUCAUGAAAGCCCUCAGCGGGGAGAACCACAUGCUGCACCAGUACACCCAUGGCUUCGGCCACCCACCUCUGGUGAAGAUCCUAGCCAAAUUUUUUGGGAAGCUGCUUGGACAAGACCUGGAUCCUAUGACCAAUGUGAUGGUGACUGUGGGGGCAUACCAGGCCCUUUUCUGCUGCUUCCAGGCUUUUGUUGAUGAAGGUGAUGAGGUGAUAAUCAUUGAGCCAUUUUUUGAUUGCUAUGAGUCGAUGGUGAAAAUGGCUGGUGGGACGCCUGUGUUUGUCCCACUGAAACUGAAAGCUCCAAAAGAUGGAAAACUGAUGUCUAGUGCAGACUGGCAGCUGGACCCAGCAGAACUGGCUUCUAAAUUCAGCAAACGGACAAAAGCCAUCGUCCUGAACUCCCCCAACAACCCUCUGGGCAAGGUAUUCAGCCGAGGGGAGGUGGAGCUCAUUGCAGACCUGUGUGUGAAGCACGAUGUCCUGUGCAUCAGCGAUGAAGUGUACGAGUGGCUGGUCUACGAUGGGAAGGAGCACAUCCGCAUCGCCAGCUUGCAAGGGAUGUGGGACCGCACAGUGACCAUCGGGAGUGCUGGGAAAACCUUUAGUGCCACUGGAUGGAAGGUGGGCUGGACUGUGGGACCCAACCACCUGCUGAAGCAUCUCCGUACCGUGCACCAAAACUCCGUGUACCACUGUGCCACAGUGGCCCAGGAGGCUGUGGCUCAGGGUUUCCAGAGGGAGCUUGAACUCUACGGGAAGCCAGACAGCUAUUUCAUCCAGCUCCCCAAGAUGCUGCAGCAGAAGAGAGACUGGCUGGUCCAGAGCCUGGAUGCUGUGGGGAUGAAACCCAUUGUCCCAGAGGGCACCUACUUCUUGGUGGCAGACAUCUCUGAGUUCAAAUCCGAUGUCCCUGAUGAUCCCAAUUCUGCUGAGCCCUACGACUCCAGAUUUGCAAAGUGGAUGGUCAAGAACAAGGGACUUGCUGCCAUCCCGCUCUCCGCUUUCUACUGUGGAGCCCACAAGAACAAUUACAGCCAUUUCAUCCGGUUCUGCUUUGCAAAGGAGGAAGCUACACUGAAGGCAGCAAAUGAUGUACUGCAAAAAUGGAAACGGGAGAAAACCAGUCCAUGA